AUGAGCCCGAAGAUUUUCCGUAGACAGACGGUGCUGACGGGGUCUCAGUCUCCACAGACGACGACGAAUGCUGGUAGCAACGCAACUAACAACUCCAGCAACGUGGGUGGUGUUCUUUCCUCUAAUGGAGGCACCCAUCAGAAUUUAACCAACGGCGGCAGCAGUGGCCGUCGCGCUAAAUCGCGCCUUCUGCCGGUGUCGCAGACGGACAGUUUAUUGAAGCCAUCAAUAUUGACAUGGAAGUUGUCAGGGAUGUCGUCAGGCGCACACAUCCACAGAAGGCCACCGUCCGUUCAGGGACGGACAGUCUCGCCGAUGCAGACACGCCAAACUGUCACAAAGCUAAAGAAGGAAAUCAUUGAGCACCGAGCGGAUCCGUCUCCCGCCCCUUCACGUCCACCACGCAGAGUAGCACGGCAUUCAGUCGCUGUAUCUCCACCGUUAAAUUCGAUUAACCAGCUGCCUGCGCCGCGUGUCAUGCUGGAACAACAGUGCAUCAAAAGUACAUUUCAUACUAGUAACGAUAAAAGGAGGUCGUCGGCACUGAAUCGAUCAACAAGACUCACUAAGGGAAACACCACUAUUCCUGAUUUUGGAGCUGCGCCGCAGAGUUCCCACACACCAGGACCCCUUGGUGUUGGACGUCACAACAUUGUACUGGAUAUGAAGCGAAACACCGGGCAAGUUGCCGAACGGAGACAAUUGUUAGAUGGACCUCUAUCAACUAAUAAAGUGGCUUCUGGAGACACGGUGCGUGACUACAAUGAGUUGUGUGUGACGUUGGGGCAGGCACCACAAGAUGCAUGGAUUGCCGCGACAUUAGAGGACACCAACAAGUCCAAGGGUUUUUCUAGUUCAGCAUGUAAUGUGGGAGUUGUAGAAGAAAAGAAACUGAAUGCGAGGCGGUGCGAUAAGGUGGUUUCUCCGAUUGGUGGUCUUUGUGAUUAUGGGCAACGAAAAAAAUUAUCAAACAAUACAUUUUCUCUUAGAAGGCUGCGAUCGGUAGAAGAGGAACGGAAAGUGUCUAGUGGGCCUCCAAGCAUUUGUGCUCCUCCUCUCCCUACGGGGAAAACCGAAGAUGCGAGUGGUGUGGAACUGGGCAAGGAUCGUGUGGCGAAGGACACUGUUUCGUGUGAUAUGGUGACGUGCCGUCAACAACUCCAGCCGUACCAGCAGAAGAUGAAACUUCUGAAGCAACGAAGAAAAGACGUCCAGGAGGCCUUGUACCAUUUUUUGGCGCUCUGCCAAAGCCAAUCAGACCCAGAGAAAAAGACUUCAAAUUUCUCUCCUAUAGCUGCGCUGGAAUCUCACGCGAACUUGCUCACAAAUGGAUUAAAAGAACUGCAGCGACGAAACGUAGCUUUGUUGCUACGCCUAACUGAAUAUUCCCGUGAGGUGCGAAGACCGUUGGGAUCGGUGGGUGGCAAUUUGGAUGCGGUUGUUGCUGAACGACAUCAGCAGCAUCAGAUAGAGGAGGAUGAGUUUGAGAAAAGGAAUGAAGAGAUAUCUCUAGUGGUAAACAAACCCGCCACACGGAACUUGCCAAACCCGUUCGAGCAGUUUAAGGAAACUACACCCACGACUAAUUCCAUGACUGUGUCAUCAAUGAAAGAACCUUCCCGGGCCUAUUUGAGUUUCCUUCGCGAGGAAGAAGGUCUUAUUGUGCAGCAGCUAAACGAGGUGUGUUCACGCGUUCGUGAGGCUCUUACAAACGAACUCACUGUGACGAUUGCGGACAAGGCAAUGCUGGAGACGCCGUUAUUCCUCCCGUCACUCCCGGAUAAAUGUCCCACGUGCCUCGAAAAGGGACAGCAGCCGCCGUCACAGCAUGUUGCAGAUUGCGGUUGCCCUUCAGGAGAUCAAAGAGGGCCUGGUGUCGGUACCAUGAUGUCUUCAGCUGUUGAUAGCGCUGGGCACUCGCCUGGUUUAACAAGGCGAAACACUGUGAGCCCAAAGAGUUCAGUCAAGAAGAAGAAAAACGGUGCGGUCACUGACAACGGCGGCCGUACUACCCCGCCCAAAUGUACCGUAUCACAAGGGGUGACGGCUUAUCACGGGCCCUUUGUGGGCGUUGCAUUGAUGAACCGGAUCUCUGCGGAGGACCACAGAAAAAAAGUGGAGGAUGCCGACGGCGACAAGAACAGUUUUUUAGGGUGCAACACCGACAAUCUGCAGCUCGUCUUGGGGGGCGGCAGACGAUGCUUCUCCUAUGCUCCUCUCCAAAAAACGGCAGGUGGCAAUGCACCCAUCUCAAGGAGUAAAUCGACGUCCGCGUGUAAUGUAACGCAUAAAAUGAAGACGUUAUGGAAGAUGACCUCGACAACAAAAACUCCUCCAACAGCCUCAACACCCACAACAAGGCUCACCGUGAAACCGAACAAGAGUAAGGCUCCACCAAAAUCCGUUGUUGCGUCGGUCGCCAUGAACGAUAUUCUUGCAGCACGUAUAAAAGAGGCGGAAGAGACAUGGAAGGCUAUCAAAGGGUUAGCAAGCGUUGAAACUGCACGAACACCCACUCAGGUGCAACCGAAAUGCGUGGGGCCAGCGCAGAAAAUAGAUGAUAACGCCGAUUUUCCACAGACCUUAGUGACGCAAGAAGGGCAACCCCCAGAGGUAACUGCAUUCACGCCAACACCACUAAAUUUAGUGGAACUAGAGAAUACUAUUAAAAAACAUCAUGCUUCGUUAAAGGACGAACUAGAGGUGGCGCCAGCUGGGCAAUUAACGCUUACUGCUAGUUGGGUUUCAGAUGCGUCUUGUAAAAAUGAACUGGAUAAAAAUACAACAAGGACCGUUAGUGUCUCUUGUUUGAAUAGCCCUUUGCGGUGUAAACAACAACAGAUGGAGGAAGUGGAACAGCCACAGGUGCUGAUUAGUGCAUCCGCAUCGCUGGAACGACCUGCUGCCUUCAUAGAAACGGUACCAAUAGAAGUGGUGAUGGCAACCCGUAUUAAGUGCUGCUGGCGACAACAUAUGGCUCGAGCAAUGGUGAGGCAGCGACGGAAACAGGUGGAUUAUGAGAAGAGGCAGCAGCAGCGUUGGCAUCUUGAAAAUGUCAUGGCUUUUCGUCUUCAGCGUCUGUUUGCCAAAAACGUCGCGCGACGACGGCGUCGACGUGAAGCGAUGCAGAGGCAGUGUGAUGCUACUUUGGCCCCACAAAGUGAUACCAAAAUGGCUGACAAGUGGCGAUCUGAUAGUAACAAGGAAAAUUCUGAACGUCCAUUGACUUUGCGAGAAAAAUUUGAAAAAUCAAAGGAGAGACGUAGAAAGCUGCUGCAUUCCACGCUAAACGACACCAGCUUCGUCUCUGGCUUGGGUGGUACUCUCUGUGGUCACCCCGGGACGGAGACGCGAUUGGGGAAGAGGCAGCAACCGGCGAGUGAAGUAGCUGUGAAGGUGCCGCCGUUAGACCUUAAAUCCAGUUGUAUUUCGACUCUUGAUAUUGAUAAAUAUUGGCUACACGGAGAAAAUUUUAGAGUGAAUAUUUUGCAUCGUCUAUUGCGUGCACCGAGGGCCCUUCUCUACGUGCUUCGUGUCAUGUGUGAGGCAUGUCCCACAAGGCCUGUGUCAGCGCUGGCCUUCUUGAAAGGUGUAGAAGAUGGGAGACUUAAGAAGGAAGGCAAAAACAAUGGCAAUCAGCAGACGCCACAAACCGAAGAAGACGUGGGAAAAUGGGAGAAGGAAGAUAAACACACUUUCAAUCAACCAGGGGCAUAUCAGGAAGACUGUGCAAAGAGCAAAAAAGGAACGAGUAAUAAUCCUCUUCAUCGUCAUCCUCACCAGGAUAUGAAGGAUGAGAAUGAAAUACGCUGGUAUGUACUCUCGUAUCGCAUGCUGCGUCGACGCCUUCUCGCUCGGAAAGCGGCGAUGAAAAAUGGUGUGGACGCCAGAGUUAUUUGUCCCUUUUCUAUCCAUGUAAAGAGCCUUGUCGAGGAGGAUGAAAUGUUGCAUGAAGUGCCAGUGGCAAAGGGCUUUCAGCGACCGUUUGAGUGUUGGGGUACUGCAUAUGCUUUUCAAGCACGGGUUUUUAGUGCUGCUGCGGAGUAUGCGUGGAAACUUAUCUUCAGCCACACGCCACAUGACGACUAUAAACAACGUAUGCUUAAGACGAAGGAGGAGAAAAGGGCUCGUCUUGAGCGUGUGGAGCAACGGAAUCGUAUGAUUCUUGCCUGCUAUUGUGUCAGCUCUGAGCAGGAGUGGUUGAAGGAGGCUUCAAAUGAUAUUGGCUUCAUUGCUCGCAUCUGGAACCCAAAGAGAUCGUUGGAUUCAAACGACCCUGAUUUUGAGCGGCACUGCCACGAAACAUAUGACUUUGUUGAAGACUUUCUCUACCAGUGUUUCCCUACCAUCGCUGACCUUGAAGAGAUACCAACAUUUCUCAUGGGCGCAGGCAUUUUUUUUCUGUUGAAGUCCACGCUUUCGUACGCGAAGGAAAAAGAAAAGGUGAAUGAGGAAGAUGAAAGCUUAUCGAGAGACAUUCCUGGUGGGGCUGCUAACAAGAUUCACGGUGGAUCAUUCCCUCCAAGGAACGUCAUUGCCUUGUGCGAUCCGAAGGUGCCACUGACCACAGAGCAACGCGAGACGAUUUUUGCCUAUGAGGUCUUGAACCUCCUCGAAUACCUCAUUUGUUUUGACAGCUCUGAACCGCCAAUGAGGGUGGACACCGCCAUAAACAGUAAUAGUAAUCGCGACUACGAGGAUGAGGAGGAACAUGACAGGAAUACAAACAACAAUAACAUGGACGGGCAAGGCGUGCUCUCUGAAACGAGUGAGGAAAGGUGUGAGCGGGUGGAACGCCCAUUAGGAGCGGCCAUGCGCUUAGGUGAAUGCUUCCCAUUCGUAUUUGCUUCAUUGUUCAGUGAAAUCGAUGCUGUAUUGCCUGCAAUACAGCGUCCGCAUUUGCGUCUAGUGCGUACGCCGCUUCCAGAAGCAUUGACAGCCAACCAACUAGACAAGGCAGCUACUGAUACAACGAAUGUGAAAGGUAAUGAUAACACUAAUAUGGAGCUGGAGCUUGUGUACCCGAGGGGAUAUCUUGUCAAUCUUAGUGAGCGAGUGAUGCGUGCCCUGCUCGGGUCGUGUCCUAACUUGGAGGUUUGUGAGGACAUGGACGCCACAUUGUGA
Molecule: messenger RNA, 5124 nt
Organism: Trypanosoma rangeli
Lineage: Eukaryota; Euglenozoa; Kinetoplastea; Trypanosomatida; Trypanosomatidae
Exons: 1
Coding region: 1-5124 (1707 amino acids)
Molecular function (GO): protein binding
Source: RefSeq, a predicted model, not a curated record